GCUCGCAAACUCAACGAAAAAAUUCGGAAUAGCAAAAGAAAAGUGUGACGCGUUCCUGCAAGAAUUGUACAAUUAAAUUAAAUUAAGUUGCAAGAUUGUUGCUUAUCAACUAAAGAAAAUCUCUUGACGCAUUUUUUUCCGGGUCGAAUAGAACGAUACUCAACUUCCAUUAAAAAAUGGCUGAUAAUGAUGAUCUUUUGGAUUAUGAGGAUGAGGAGCAGACCGAGACCACUGCCGCCGAAGUCCCUGAAGCACCAAAGAAAGACGUGAAAGGCACAUACGUGUCAAUUCACAGUUCGGGCUUUCGUGAUUUUCUGCUGAAGCCGGAAAUUUUGCGUGCAAUAGUUGACUGCGGUUUCGAGCAUCCGUCUGAGGUGCAACAUGAGUGUAUACCACAGGCAGUGCUGGGAAUGGAUAUUCUCUGUCAAGCCAAGUCGGGUAUGGGUAAGACUGCUGUUUUUGUGCUUGCAACUUUACAACAGCUAGAACCGACGGAAAAUGUGGUAUACGUGUUGGUUAUGUGUCAUACUCGUGAAUUAGCAUUCCAAAUUAGCAAGGAGUACGAACGAUUCUCCAAGUAUAUGCCAGCUGUGAAGGUUGGCGUAUUCUUUGGCGGCUUAUCCAUUCAGAAAGAUGAAGAAUCGUUGAAGGGUACAACGCCACACAUUGUUGUUGGCACACCUGGUCGUAUCCUAGCCUUGAUACGCAACAAAAAACUUAAUCUAAAGCACUUGAAACACUUUAUUCUUGACGAAUGUGACAAAAUGUUGGAACAACUUGAUAUGCGUCGCGAUGUUCAGGAGAUUUUUCGAAGCACUCCACAUGGAAAACAAGUAAUGAUGUUUUCCGCUACGUUGAGCAAGGAAAUACGUCCGGUGUGCAAAAAAUUUAUGCAAGAUCCCAUGGAAGUUUAUGUGGAUGACGAAGCUAAAUUGACAUUGCACGGAUUACAACAGCACUAUGUUAAACUGAAGGAGAACGAGAAAAACAAGAAAUUGUUUGAAUUGUUGGAUGUACUCGAAUUCAAUCAAGUUGUAAUUUUCGUAAAAUCAGUACAACGGUGCAUGGCUCUAGCUCAGUUACUAACCGAACAAAAUUUCCCCGGAAUUGGCAUACAUCGUGGAAUGACACAAGAGGAACGUUUAAAUCGCUAUCAACAAUUCAAGGAUUUCCAAAAACGCAUAUUGGUAGCCACCAAUCUUUUUGGUCGUGGUAUGGAUAUCGAACGUGUGAAUAUUGUAUUUAAUUAUGAUAUGCCUGAAGAUUCGGACACUUAUCUUCAUCGUGUGGCUCGUGCUGGUCGUUUUGGUACCAAAGGUUUGGCUAUAACCUUUGUCUCGGAUGAGGCUGAUGCAAAAAUUUUGAACGAAGUGCAAGACAGAUUUGAUGUCAACAUCACUGAGUUGCCUAAUGAGAUUGAUCUAUCAUCCUAUAUCGAGGGACGAUAAAAUACUUAACUUCUAUAUAAGUACUGCUACUAAAAUGGGCUACUUAUUGUAAACCUAACGUAAUCUAUAGUGUAUUACUCAAAUAAAAGUCCAGAAACCAAAUGAGACAUUUUAUUUUAAGACGCUUUCUAAUAAGUACAUAACAGAAUAAAAAGAUAAACUAAAGAAUUA
Messenger RNA from Rhagoletis pomonella (apple maggot), 1619 nucleotides. RefSeq names its product ATP-dependent RNA helicase WM6-like. The coding region runs from base 177 to 1448 and encodes 423 amino acids. Lineage: Eukaryota; Metazoa; Arthropoda; Insecta; Diptera; Tephritidae. The record is from RefSeq and is a predicted model, not a curated record. Gene Ontology annotation, molecular function: RNA helicase activity; ATP binding; RNA binding. Gene Ontology annotation, biological process: mRNA export from nucleus; mRNA splicing, via spliceosome. The transcript has 8 exons.